CAUAUGCAUACUUCUAAAUUCUAAUCUUAUACUAAGCUCAUAAUAGCAUAACCAAACACACCCACAGCACCCAAACUUAACAACAUGUCCAAACACUCCUUUACCAAUUCCACCCUCCUCUUCCUAUUCUUCGCCGUCCAAAUUUCAACGCUCCUCGCCGGCGACUUCCACGUCAUCAAUUUCCGGUCCCCGAACCUCUUCCCGGAGGGCCUGGCGUGGGACCCCACAGCGCAGCACUUUCUGGUGGGAUCCCUCCGCCACCGCACCAUCUCCGCCGUGUCCGACGCCGGCGUGGUGGAAACCCUAAUCUCGGACCCCUCCCUCCCGGAGAACGUCACCGUGCUCGGCCUCGCCGUGGACUCCCGCAACCACCGCGUGCUGGCGGCGCUCCACGCCCUGGAGCCCCUCCCGGAAUUCAACGCCCUCGCCGCCUACGACCUCCGCUCGGGGCGCCGCCUCUUCCUCUCCGCCCUCCCCUCGGCCGCCGGCGACGAGCGGCGCCCGAUAGCGAACGACGUGGCGGCGGACUUCGGCGGCAACGCGUACGUGACGAACGCGGCGGGGAACUACAUCUGGAAGGUGAACAAUAACGGAGAGGCGUGGAUCUUCUCGAAAUCCGCGAGGUUCACGGAACAUGCGGUGGUCGGCGACACAGUGUAUAGCGUGUGCGGGCUGAACGGCAUCGUCCACGUGAGCAAGGGGUACCUUCUGGUGGUGCAGUCCAACACGGGCAAGAUGUUUAAGGUCGAUGCGGAGGAUGGCAGCGCCAGGGAAGUGCUUCUGAACGAGGAUCUCAUGGGCGCGGACGACGUCGCUUUGAGGGGCGACGGCGUCGUUUUGGUUGUGUCGUAUAACAAGUUGUGGUUCGUGAAGAGUAACGAUGGGUGGGCCCAGGCGUCGGUGUUUGACAAAAUUGACCUUGACUCGGAGGGGUUCCCUACUUCGGUUGUGGUGGCUGAGAGCGAUAGGACGUACGUCCUGCACGGCCGCGUCAUGGAGGGCACUUUGGGGAUUUCCCAGAGGGAGAGCUUUAAGAUUGAGGAGGUUAGGUCUCCUAAGGAGAAUCAAGGGGAGAAUGUUUGGAUCUACGUUAUGCUCGGAUUUGCCUUGUUUUACUUCCUGUUUUGGAGGUUUCAGAUGAAGCAGCUCGUCAAAAACAUGGACAAGAAGAUCAACUGAUUUUCAUUUUCAAACUUUGUAUUUUAUUUUAUUUUUUGCUGGUGCAACUUUGUAUUUUAAGCUCAACGACCUUUUUCUUUUUUGUUUUAAUUUAAAUAGGUGAAAUAUAAAAUUUAUGUUCCUGUGAAUGUGAACGUGAAUGUGUCUUGUUGCACGAUUAGAUUU
Molecule: messenger RNA, 1344 nt
Organism: Cajanus cajan (pigeon pea)
Lineage: Eukaryota; Viridiplantae; Streptophyta; Magnoliopsida; Fabales; Fabaceae
Cellular component (GO): endoplasmic reticulum
Source: RefSeq, a predicted model, not a curated record